Molecule: messenger RNA, 1244 nt
Organism: Helicoverpa armigera (cotton bollworm)
Lineage: Eukaryota; Metazoa; Arthropoda; Insecta; Lepidoptera; Noctuidae
Gene: Or-16
Product: odorant receptor Or1
Exons: 8
Coding region: 25-1176 (383 amino acids)
Biological process (GO): detection of chemical stimulus involved in sensory perception of smell; sensory perception of smell
Cellular component (GO): plasma membrane
Molecular function (GO): olfactory receptor activity; odorant binding
Source: RefSeq, a predicted model, not a curated record
AUUUCAACUGUCGAUUCUAUCACCAUGAUUUCAUCGGAAGAUUUGUUUUUAAAUAGGGCCAAGUUUGUGAUGAAGCACUUAGGUGUUUGGAUCCCGGCAGAGAAUGGGUCAAUUCUCGACAGAGCAUACAGGGCUUUUAUGAUGACUUUACAGUAUUUAUUCCUGAUUUUCCAAAUGAUUUACAUAGUCCAAGUUUGGGGGGACUUGGAUGCAGUUUCCCAAGCUUCUUACUUGCUCUUCACUCAGGCAUGCCUUUGCUUAAAAGUGACUAUUUUUCAAAUCAACAUUGACAUGCUAAAGGAGCUUUUACAGUUUAUGGAUGCAGAGAUUUUCAAACCAGAUAAUGAAGUUCAUGAGAAUAUAUUGAAAUUGCAGGCUGCGCGUAUAAAGCGACUGCUGCUCGCUUUCAUGGUGAGCUCUCAGAUAACCUGCGGCUUGUGGGCUAUGAAGCCAUUGUUCGAUGAUGCUGACAGGAAAUUCCCGUUUGAUAUGUGGAUGCCAGUAAGUCCCGAGAAGGCAGUGCAGUACUAUAUCGGCUACGCCUUCCAGCUGGGCACGAUCUGCAUCAGCGCGUACAUGUACUUCGGCGUGGAUAGCGUCGUGUUCUCCUCCGUCAUCUUCGGCUGCGCUCAGAUAGAUAUCAUUAAGGAGAAGAUUAUGAGUGUGGGUCCUUUGUUCAACAGAAAGCAAGGAACUAAAGAAGCUUUAGCACAAAAUUACAACAAGCUUGUCGAUUGUAUUAAGCAUCACCAAGCUAUCGUUACAUUCACGGAGCUGGUUGAAAAUGCUUAUCAUCCAUAUCUACUGUUUCAACUUGUUGGCAGUGUUGGAAUAAUUUGUAUGUCUGCGCUAAGGAUUUUAGUUGUGGAUUGGCGCAGCAUGCAGUUCUUCUCGAUCCUCACGUACGUGUCGGUGAUGAUCAGCCAACUCUUCGUAUGCUGCUGGUGUGGACAUGAGUUGACUGCGACAAGUGAGGACCUACACACAGUGCUGUACAAGUGCAUCUGGUACGAGCAGGACGUGAAGUUCAAGCGAGAGCUCUGCUUCGCCAUGAUGCGUAUCAGUCGGCCGCUCGUGCUGCGAGCUGGACACUACAUCAUCCUGUCUAGGCAGACUUUUGUUGCUAUACUCCGAAUGUCUUACUCCUACUUCGCAGUGUUGAAUCAGACCACAUAAAAGCACAAUAUGAAUCGCAGCUUCAGAGACGCACACCAUAGGAAUAGUAGACCAGCUAGCAAAUCAGC